UCCGUCUUGUGAUAUAACCCUAGCUAGCUGGGAAGAGAACAACACCUCUCUCUCGCACCUCUCUAUCCCAUUCUCCGCCCUCUCACUCUUUUCUUACAUUUUCUCCAAACCCUAAUCUCGAUUUCCCCCAAAUCCCAGAUCUCAAUCUCCUUUUUUAUUUAUUUAUAUAAUUUAAUUGUAAAAUCAGGUUCAAAUUUCGAUCUCAAUAGAAUUUGUCGUUUUUUUUUGUUCAUUUUAGAUAUAGAUAAUAAUAAAACUGCGAGCUUAAUUAAGCGUCAAAGCUUCGAUUUUGAGUUAUAAAUUAAUAGUGUAUUAAACACUGAAAACGGUUUUUUGUUGGUGUUGAAUCGCGUUGUUAAGAAUGGUUGGUGGUGGAAGCAGAAGGGAUGAGGGUUCGUUGGUAAUUUCCAACACCAACGUUUUUGCAGCGCUUGAUACUUUGAAGAAGAAGAAGAAAUCUGAUAAGGACAAGAAGAAUAAGGGUUCCUCAAAAUCAACCAAAUCGGAAUCGGAAUCGCAGGCGUUUUGGGCUCCGGCACCGUUGAAUGCGACCUCAUGGGCUGAUGUCGAUGACGACGAUGAUGAUUAUUAUCUGACCACCGCACCGCCUCAAUUUUCUGACCCUCAGCCCAGUGAGGACAAACCGGAGCAUUUUGAGGAAUCUGAGAGUGAAGAAGAUAUUUUAGAUGAAGGUGAUGAGGAGGUAGAGGAAGAGCAAGAUCAUGAAUCAGAACCAGAGUACACUGUGAAACCUGAACCUGAGGUCAAGAAGAAUGCUGAAGUUCCAGCUGCACCAAAGGAGGCCGAACGUCAACUCUCCAAAAAGGAAAGGAAGAAGAAGGAACUUGAAGAGCUUGAGGCUCUUUUAGCUGAUUUUGGAGUCACACAGAAUGAAAACAAUGAUGGUCAAGGCCAAGAUGAAUCCCAAGGUGCACCUCAGGAUAAGAAAGGUGUUGAUGGGGAUGUAGAUGGCGAAAAGAAAGAAAUCACUGCUGAGUCCAAGAAUGCCAAGAAGAAGAAAAGGAAGGAUAAAGCUUCCAAGGAGGUGAAAGAGUCUAACGGUCAGCCCAACAGUUCUGAUGUUGAAAAUGCAGAGGAGGAUUCAUCAGUUGUUGAUGUGAAAGAGCGUCUUAAGAAAGUUGCUUCUAUGAGGAAGAAAAAAUCCAGUAAAGAAAUGGAUGCUGCUGCUAGAGCUGCUGCUCAAGAGGCUGCUGCAAGGAACGCAAGGCUUGCUGCCGCGAAGAAGAAAGAGAAGAACCAUUACAACCAACAACCUGUGCGGUAAAAGAACCUUGCUCUCCUUUACAUCAAUACAGGAAUUUGUAUUCCUUGUUCAUAUGAUGAUGCCGAAUAAACAGUUGGCUUAGCGCUUGGUUACUAUUACUAGUCGUAUUCCAAUGGACUUGAGAUAUUGUCUUAAACUUUUUGGAUUUGUGCUGUUCAAUUGUUAUAGACUGACAUUUCAGCACAGAAAAUUUUAGCUUUAAAAAUUUACAUGAACUACUUUUUGUGUACUGGGGUUGUUUUGGUUUUGUGGCGGAUUAAUUAGUUUUGGGUUGAGAAGUUGAAGUUUACUCUUGAAUGUACUGUGUUGUUACUUAUAUGGAGUAAUGAUAACUUAGUGAAAUUAAUCCCUGUU
Molecule: messenger RNA, 1639 nt
Organism: Medicago truncatula (barrel medic)
Lineage: Eukaryota; Viridiplantae; Streptophyta; Magnoliopsida; Fabales; Fabaceae
Product: eukaryotic translation initiation factor 5B
Exons: 3
Coding region: 362-1285 (307 amino acids)
Source: RefSeq, a predicted model, not a curated record